UGCAUUUAUUUGCAGUGUUUUUUUGCAGACCGUAGCUAACAAGGGAAGUUAUUCAUUAGCUGCAGUUUGUAUUACAUCGAUCUGUAGAACUUGGAUUAAGUCGGUAUUUAGUGGUGUAUGCGAUUACCGCGUCUAUUUCAGGAUGUCUUUUAGAUUUAGAAGAAAGGAAAAGAUGAACUUUAAACACAUAGCUCAUGGCUUGGUCCCUGCUGCUACCAUAGCUCCUAGAUGUGCUGUCCCUCGCACCCCUCCCCCUCGUAGCCCUAAUCCUUCUCCAGAAAGACCCAGGUCUGCUUUGGCUGCAGCCAUUUUAGUGUCAUCAUUAACUGGACGUGUAGUUGCUAUCCCUCAGCCUCGUCCAAGAUCGUAUUCUGAAGGUGAUAGUAUCAGUCUGGAUCAAGAUAGCAUUGUAGAGCCUUACGCAACAGCAGAUGGACUUGGAUUGAGUGUUCUUGGAAGGCCACGUAUGCCAUCACCAGCAGUAUCUGAUGAUGACCUUGAUGAUGAUUAUAUGGAGGAGGAAGAGAUGGCCGUCACAGAGAAGGAACCCUUCUAUCAUAUUUUGGAGAAAGAAAAGGACAUUCAUAGAUAUGAAAGUGAUGAUUAUGCUAUUCCUCAAAAGGAGAAAACGGCUGUAAAUCCAAGCUUGAAUCAAUAUGAAACAGGCAGCCACUUGCAGGAGGAAAGCCAGGUAAUUAUGUCCGGUGAAUUGACUGACGGUUCAGAAAAUCUAAAAUCUCAAACUGAGAGAGAAAAAUCACCUGUUCCAGAUUCAGAGAUAGAGGAGCAAGGUGCUGAACUACAGCCUCAACGUGAAAGUCUGUCACAUCUCCCAUCUCAAGAUUUAACUGAUAACAUGAAUGCAGAAGAACUUUCAUCAUUGUCUACCAGGAAUCAGAGUUCAUCAAAGAAGAAAAAGCAAGCUGAGCAAGAGAAAUCAGAUUCAACUGAUUACAUGAAUGUAGUAAUAUCAACAUUGUCUACCAGGAAUCAGAGUUCAGCAAAGAAGAAAAAUCAAGCCGAGCAAGAGAAAUCAGGAAAAUCAUACCACGAAGUAACUGAUAUACGUAAAGAAAUGAUGCAAAAUCUAAAAAUCACAAAUCGGAAUCUGGUAGCUGAAAAACAAGUUCUAAUACAGCAGCUGCAGGAGCAUGUUGCCCAGCUGCAGAAAAUGCAACAAAAGCAAAAGAAGCUAGAAAAUGAAAACAAGAGGAUAAAAGAAGCUGUGCAGAAUCUUACCAGUCAAGACAAUAGUGGAGAAUUACAGUCACUUAGACAACAGGCCCAAGAGUUGGUGGAUGAAAAUGAUAGUUUGAAAAUGACAGUCCAUAGGUUGAAUGUAGAACUGAGUCGUUAUCAGACGAAGUACAGACCCCUGUCAAAGGAAGAGAGUUCACAAAUUGCUGGUUUACCAUCCUCUGGUCCACCACCACCUUGGCUGUUGGAUAUGAAGUAUCUGUCUCCACUAUUAUUGUCUUAUGAAGACAGGAUGAGAGAAAAGGAUAUUACACUUGCUACCUAUGAGGAAGAGAUGAAGAAUUUCAGUUUACGUGUUGAAGAAGUGCUGAAAGAAAAUGAGCAACUUCACCAACAGCUAGAAAAAAGUGGGCCUAUCACCAACAAGGCAUGGCGACAGCUGCAAGAUCAGGCUAAACUUGUCUUGGAAGAAAACCAAGUAUUGAUGGAACAGAUUGAGGUACAGCAAGCCAAAGCAAAAGACAGUCAUAAUCAUCAUGUUCAGGAGGUUUCCAAGUUAGCCAAACAGCUGAUGAUUUUGGAAGAAGAGAAGACGAAUCUGAAAAAUAUAUCAUCAGAGCAGGAAAAGGAGAUAGAAGCCUUACACUGCAAAUAUGAACAACUGAGAGCUGACCAGGAUAAGCAAAUGCCAGUUGCUGAACAUACCAGAAUAAUGGAGGAAAUGAAAAGACUUUUACAACAGGAGCAAGAUAACCAUCAAGCAGAGGUGGAAGAACUCCUAAGAAAGAUUGCUUCACUUCAGGCUGAGAAAAAAAGCCUGCUUUUAGAGAAGACUAACCUUGCAGCUGAUAAUAAGUCUCUUGAAACUGAGCUAGAGAUGGAAAGAAAAAUAAGCAGAAAGUCUCAGAAGAAGAUUGGCAUUCUAAAACAGCAAGUAGAGGAUGCUAUGGACAAAGAAAUAGCAGCUCAUCAGUAUCUGGCAAACAUGAUUAGUCUAGCAGAAAAGACUGUUCAGGAGCGUGAUCAGCUUAUACAUAUGGCCAAAAGCUUGGAAUGUGAGAAGCAGGGAGUAUUUACCAAGGCAAUAGAAGGCAAUGUACGCUUAGGUCAGCUAAUGGAAAAAGUCAAGUUGUACAAGAAACAAGCCUCUGUCAAGCUUGGAGACCUAAGCUUUAAAAUGAAAGAACAAGAGGAAGACUUUGCUGGGAAGAUUGCUCAGCACCAUCGAGAAAUCAGACAUCUCCAACGGCUGUUGCAAGAUAAGCAGGAAACCCUUGAUGAAGCACUGCAGCAGAAAAGACAAGUUGAAGGAGAGCUGAAUAUUCUUUGUGAAUCUGCUUCAAGAGAAACUAAGAGAAUAAAAGAGUUUUUAUAUGAGUCUCUGCAGAGUAAGGAUAGUUGGAAUCACCUUGAUUAUGGAAUUUCUGCAGAAGACAUCCCACGAAGAGACACCAGUUUGAAAUCUGAAUUAAAGUAUUCUGAUCUGAUAUACUUAUCACCCCAAAGAGGUAAACAUUGUAAAAAGACUCCACCUGCUGCUGCUCAUUCUAAAGAUGUAGUAGAUAAUAAAAGUAAAAAUGCAAUUAAGAAUGUAAUCCAGCAAAAAAAAUAUAAAGAAGGGAUCCUGAAGAGUCCGAUGUUUGAAUAUGACUCAGAUCAGCAGCAAAAUACAUCAUCAGAUGAGAGUGAAAAAAAUGUAAAUGGUCUUGAUUUUUAUUCAUGAAAAUUAUCAGUCAUAUCUGUUCUCUACACACGACGCUUUUUUUACAGCUGGGUUUGUAUUGCUAGCAAACUUAAGUAUCAGAAUUUAUGUGAUGAAUUUGAAAACUGUGCACAAAUAUAUGUUUCCCCAAAUUGCUAUACAACAUGAAUAAUGAUGUUUGCCAAGUACACUGUCUGCUAUAGACGUCUAAAGUCAGCACAUUCAUUUGUAAGUGUAUUAUGUGUUGCACUUGGAUGUAAAAUAAAUAUCUGAGUAAACACGG
Protopterus annectens (West African lungfish) is the source of this 3182-nucleotide messenger RNA. It is a transcript of the gene CEP89, whose product is annotated as centrosomal protein 89. Gene Ontology annotation, cellular component: ciliary transition fiber; centriole. Bases 143 to 2920 code for a protein of 925 amino acids. Gene Ontology annotation, biological process: cilium assembly; chemical synaptic transmission; mitochondrion organization. NCBI's taxonomy places the organism in Eukaryota, Metazoa, Chordata, Ceratodontiformes, Protopteridae. The transcript has 22 exons. The record is from RefSeq and is a predicted model, not a curated record.